AUGGUUUCAUCUCUUCAACAUGACUUGUUUCUUAUUGCAGACCAGCUAGAGUCAUUCCGGAUGUGCGGCAUCGGGGCCUCAGAUGCGUCAGUAUACAUUUCUCCGUGGCAGGCUAUUAUUUUGAGAGUUGGUGAUGACUUUCAGGCUGCCAGAAAUAUCCACAGAUGUAAGGUUAGAGUUACAACACAAAAAGGCUUCGGUUUAGCAGCUGUUAUUGAGGACAUGAGAAUACGAGGUAGAAAGGACAAGGAGACCAAUGGGUGGUUGUGUGAAGACUAUGUUAAGAUGAGCACGUCAGGUGGCUCCUUCGUUUCCAAAUUCCUGGACACCGUGCUACCAGGAGACCUGUUCAAAAGUAAAACAACGAAAGAACUUUGUGGAAUCCAGCAGAACAAAGGAGAUUCAAAUUCUUCAUUCAG
This is a messenger RNA of Penaeus indicus, 419 nucleotides long. RefSeq lists its product as uncharacterized. The record is from RefSeq and is a predicted model, not a curated record. The transcript is spliced from 3 exons. The annotation marks the transcript as partial. NCBI's taxonomy places the organism in Eukaryota, Metazoa, Arthropoda, Malacostraca, Decapoda, Penaeidae.